Molecule: messenger RNA, 1838 nt
Organism: Protobothrops mucrosquamatus (brown spotted pit viper)
Lineage: Eukaryota; Metazoa; Chordata; Lepidosauria; Squamata; Viperidae
Gene: CCDC38
Product: coiled-coil domain containing 38
Exons: 15
Coding region: 1-1806 (601 amino acids)
Cellular component (GO): centrosome
Source: RefSeq, a predicted model, not a curated record
AUGGCAUCAACAAGUGUUACACGUAGUCCUUUUGUGGAACUAGAUGAAGAAUACAGGCAAAAAAAUCCUUUUGAAAAGAUGAACACUGAAAUCUACCUUUACAGAGAUAUUGAAUGCACAGAGAAAGAAAUUAUUAGAAAAACUAAACAGAAUCUGAAGGCAUAUGAAAGGAGCACCAUUUCAUCAAGAGCCCGGUGUCGAAAGGCUUUGAGAAAACUAGAAGAAGUCACUGAACAAGAAACAACAGAAACAAUGGGAAAAGAUGUUCCUGCUCUGAAUUGGGCUCUUGCUUUUGCAAAGUGUUGUCAAAGUGACAAACAGUCUAUAGCAGAUUACAUCAGUGAAGAGAAGGAGCUAUUUCUAUUGGAGUACUCUGUUAAAAUAAAACAGCGCACCAUGGCAAAGCUGGAGAAGAUGGCAGCAAGGGAAGAGAGGAGGGCCAGAAUGGCUGAAGCAAAAUUAGAAGAAGAUACCUUGGCAUUUGAGGAGUUUCUCAGAGCAAAUGAUAAGAGCUCUGUAGAGGCCCUUAAAUUGGCAACUCAAGAAGCAAAAUACAAAAUGGAAGUAACAACAGAACUGAGGAUAGCAAUGAAUGAACUGUUCUCCCUUAAAAGUGAAAUUGCAAACACUGAAGACCUUUUGAAGAUGUAUUUAUCCUAUGAAGCCUUUUUGUUUAGUAUUUCUCCCAAAGCUUGGCAAGAGCAGCAGAUGGCAAAGAGGAAGAAAGACCGGAAAAAAAGCCCAUCAAAAUCCCUUAUUUCUUUCUCACCAGCUGCAGAUAAAGCCAAACUAAUCUCAGCCUCCAUUGUAUUACAAAAUAAAAUAAGCAAAAUAGCACAUCAUAAAGGGCCACAACCAGCCAAAAAAGUGAUAGUAGACAAAUCAGCAUCAGUCAUCUUAACCAAUCCUGAGGAAAAGGCACAAGUUUCAAAUAACCAAGGAGACUACAGGUUCUUUAGAAAGUCAUCACAAGUAGUACUGGACCCCAAAAUAUUCGUAGAUGAUAAAAAUAUAUCAUCAGAAAGUGGUUUAAGUGAAACCAGCUUCUCUCUAUCUUCAGAAGACAAUUUUAACUUGGAUGAUAUCCAGAAUUGUGACAAAGAGCCAGAGAUUUAUUUCAAAGACACAGAAGAGUUACUUCAGAUGUUCAGAUAUCUUGAAGAGCAAAAUCUUUCAUUAUUCCAAAACAUUCAAGAUAUUAGUGGCACAUUGGAAGAAAGCCAGCAGAGAGAGAAAAUAGUUAAGCAGCAUAUAGAACAAAAGGUAAAGCGCCUUAGAGACAAAAAAGAAGCUCUGAUAGCUUCUUGCCUCAAAGAAGAUGGGAAAAGUGCUGAACUGGCGUUAAAAGCGAAAAUGUUUUCUUCAGGAGAAUAUAAUCCAGCAUCCAUGAAUAAAAUACUGGAUUCGCUUACUAAAAAAGUAGCAGAAGUAUACAAAGUUUGCUGUGGGACACAGGAAGUAUCCAGCAUGAACUCAUUCCAAAUGCUAAAAAAAAUAGAAAUGCGAGUUUCAGAACUCUGUGAGAUGUUCGAUAUACUUCCAAAAGAGUAUCUUGAGAUCAUUGAAGUCACCGAAAAGCUCAGAGCAAAAGAAAGACGACAAAAGAUACGUGAAGACAAAUUGAAAGAACUUAGAAGAAUUCAGGAAGAACGGCUGAAGCUUGCUCUUGAGAGAGCAAUUGCAGAACCAAAGAAAAGGAUGGGAAGAAAACUAGUGUACCGGUCACAGCCUCCAACAACUAAGCAUGAAGCAGAACAAGCUACAGAUGCAACUACAAAAAGUGAAGAUGAUUACUACUUCACUUGAUAUUUUUGCGUAAGGUGUAUUUUUGUACUAGU